Molecule: messenger RNA, 3406 nt
Organism: Lagopus muta (rock ptarmigan)
Lineage: Eukaryota; Metazoa; Chordata; Aves; Galliformes; Phasianidae
Gene: KCTD9
Product: potassium channel tetramerization domain containing 9
Exons: 12
Coding region: 137-1306 (389 amino acids)
Biological process (GO): protein homooligomerization; intracellular signal transduction
Molecular function (GO): protein binding
Source: RefSeq, a predicted model, not a curated record
CAUUUCCCCGCUCUGCCGGUGGGACGAGUUUCUCAUUGGCCGGCGGCUCGGCUGUGAUUGGUCUCCGUUCCCGUCGCUUGGGGAACGCUGCCUUCCGGGUUCGGCGGCAGGAGGAGCGGGGCGCCGCCGGCGCAGCAUGAGGCGGGUCACGCUGUUCGUUAACGGCAGUCCCCGGAACGGGAAGGUGGUGGCUGUGUAUGGCACGCUGUCGGAUUUGCUGUCUGUGGCGAGCAAUAAGCUGGGAAUCAAAGCAACCAGUGUUUACAAUGGGAAAGGUGGUCUCAUCGAUGAUAUUGCUUUGAUUAGAGAUGAUGAUGUUCUGUUUGUCUGUGAAGGGGAACCGUUCAUUGAUCCUCAGACCGAUGCAAGACCUCAUGAAGAGCUAACAGGGGCGCACACAGACUGGUUAACACUUAAUGUUGGAGGUCGAUACUUCACCACCACACGGAGUACUUUGGUUAAUAAAGAACCUGACAGUAUGUUGGCCCACAUGUUUAAAGAUAAAGAUGCUUGGGGAAAUAAGCAAGAUCACAGAGGAGCAUUCCUAAUUGACCGCAGCCCAGAGUAUUUUGAGCCUAUUUUGAACUACUUGCGUCACGGGCAGCUCAUUGUAAACGAUGGCAUCAAUCUGCUCGGUGUUUUGGAAGAAGCCAGGUUUUUUGGUAUCGAUUCAUUAAUUGAACAUCUAGAAAUAGCUAUUAAGAACUCGCAGCCAGCAGAGGACCACUCUCCUAUAUCUCGAAAAGAGUUUGUGCGAUUCCUGCUGGCAACCCCAACCAAGUCUGAGCUGCGAUGCCAGGGUCUCAAUUUCAGUGGAGCAGAUCUUUCACGACUAGAUCUUCGGUACAUCAACUUCAAGAUGGCUAACCUAAGCCGCUGCAACCUCGCACAUGCCAACUUAUGUUGUGCAAAUCUUGAAAGAGCUGACCUCUCUGGUUCAGUGCUUGAUUGUGCGAACCUCCAGGGGGUGAAGAUGUUGUGUUCCAAUGCAGAAGGAGCAUCUCUAAAAGGGUGCAAUUUUGAAGACCCAUCAGGCAUUAAAGCUAACUUGGAAGGUGCUAACCUGAAAGGUGUUGACAUGGAAGGCAGUCAAAUGACAGGAAUUAAUCUCAGAGUUGCAACACUGAAAAAUGCCAAACUAAAGAACUGUAAUCUUAGAGGAGCAACUUUAGCAGGAACUGAUUUGGAAAACUGUGAUCUUUCAGGUUGUGAUCUACAAGAAGCUAAUUUGAGGGGAUCUAACGUGAAAGGAGCUAUUUUUGAAGAGAUGCUGACACCUUUGCACAUGUCUCAGAGCGUCAGAUAAGGAAGAGAACAUGCUAAAGACAAAGGAGUCAAAACAUGGUGACUUUCUUCAUGUCCUCCCCUCAUUAAGUUAGAAGCAUUGGUUAUUAGACAACUUAUAUUUGCAGUAGUGCCUAAGUAAACUAUUUUGAUUGCUUUUUGGGGAGGGAGCUUUAACUGAAAAGGUAGAAAUAGAUAAAUGCUGUUUCUACCUCUGAAAACAGAGUGAGGAAGUGGACUGGUUCUAGGAUCAGCAUGUGUGGCUUUUUGUUGACAAGCAUUGCCUCACUUUGGAAUUCAUUUUAAUUUAUAAAGCACAAUAUAUGCAAUUCUAUUUAUUAAAUCUGUAGCUGCAAUAUGAAUAGAAGAUGUUUUUCAUGUAUAGUAGCAUCAAAGUUCAGGUUUACAGUUAGACUAACUGUAAAUACACUAGUUUCUUCAUUCAUGCACAGUACAUUAAGUGGAAUGUGGUUUAGGUAAUGUCCACACGAUGUUUUCAGGUACUACGUUGAAAACAGUAGUUAACUGUCAUCAUAGGUAAUAUAUUGCCUUGUAGUAGUUAGGAUUCAGGUAUAGAACAGCUUUAUUAUCUUCUAAACGUGCUGUGGAAGCUGCUUCCACUGAAGGGAUCUGCAUACACAGCAGAUCUGGUUAUAACAAAACCAUCCUUGUUUAAAACUGGGAUUGCAUAUUUAAUCUUUUCCAAAUUAGUACACGAUUGCACUAUCAACUACAGCUGCUAAGGAAACAUUCUCUUGCUUUCAAAUGUCCUGUCCAUUCCCAACCUGGAGUACCUGUACAUUGUCUUUGUUCUUGGUGGGGGAUUAAAUGGACAUAGGAGAAUCCAAUCCACUGUCACCAGAGAUGAGCGCUGCAGCCAUAGCACCCACUCCUUUCUCCCCUGCCAUGCCUCCAGUAUAUAUGAGUAAAUGGCACUUGUUUCCCUUCCAUGUACUAUGCAAAUACUGUUGUACACUGCAUCCUUGCCCACAUGGGCGAAAUCCUUUCCCCAGCCAGAUGUCAGUAUACCACUUUGGGCCUGCUUAAAAGUGGCUGUGAAAGCCUCUUUGGAUGGGUGGAGUGCCCUUUCCACAGCUGCUUUACAUGUGAGUCAAAUAUGGAAUUACGUGACUUCUGGAGUGCAGAAAGUCUCACAGCACUUCUUUAGGUGAUGAUGCACUUCAUCUCAUAAGCUGUUUCCACUGCAGUAUCAAGCUGAGUUCUCAUCUAAUGUUUAUUUUGUACACAAUCAAAAAGCACAUAACCUAGACCAAAAAAGGUGCAUCAAGAACUCUUACCUCAGACGCUUCUUUAAAGUACCCCAAAGUUGAAACUAACAUUGAAUCUAUGAAAAUAGAACUGUUACUGAAGUCCAGAACAGAUGUAUCCUAACACAGAACACGAUCUGUUAGCAGUGAUUUGAGUCCCAGUUACUUUGCGUUGUCUCUUACAUGCAGUGCAGAAUUUCCCAUCCUCUGAAGUUGUAUUUGUUGUCUCAGUGGUUGCUAUGAAAAUGCUGCUUUGCCAUCAGUCUAGAAAGAUUAGUUUAGGAACAGUUUAUGAUGUGUUUGGGGAAGUGGGGGAUUCUUAUCAAGUUGGGUUUGAUGAUACUCAGGCAUAUCAUGUGAACUUCCAGGACUCAAAAUCCUACAGCCCUGUGGUUCCGAAUUGGGAUUUCUUUUCUGGAUUCCCUGGCCUCUUUAAUUUGGCUCUAGGAUAACACCCCAUCCUUGGUCAAAAACAUCCAUAGGGAAAUGCUUUGUGAUUUUUGGAGUCCUGUCUCCCACCUCAUCACUUUCACUGAUUGAUGUGUUGCAGAAAGAAGAAGAUUCCUAGGGCUAGAGAAACAAAUGAAUUAUUUUUCUUUAUCAUAUUUUGUAGCUAGAAGUAAAAUAUUGUAUGGGAAAAUAUAUUUUCAUAAUCACUGUGUAUAAAAUAUAUUUGAACUUUCACUGAAGUACUGUGUUUUAAAUAAUCACUGCAUGGGGCAUCAUUCAUUUGCAGAUGAAUUUAAGGUACCUCUUUUGCUAUGACAGAGCUGUACGAACAGCCUCAAGUGGCAUAUUCAGAACAUGCAGGUUCCAGCCUAAUUCAAAUUGCAUUAAUAAAAAUGGGAAAUACA